GAGCCCGGCGGAGGAGGUGUUUCCCACAGCGGAUCCCCAGCACGUCUCCCCCCCUCCCCGUCCGCCUCAGAGUGCCACGUUCCCUCUUCCUCCCGCGCCUCCUCACGUCUGCACAUGUCACGAUAGUCGCGAUAGUCGGGGGGAGCUGCUCCCUGAGGGGAGCGGGGCUGGGGCUGGGGCUGGGGCCGGGAGCUGGGGCCUGCCCGGCUGGGAGCUGCUGAGGGGCCGCUGCGUUUCCAGGCCGGAUUAACCAACCAAAGAGGUUAUGAAUAUCAUCUGUGGUCUGAAGUUGCCGGGCAGGAGCUGUAUUUUCUUUCGUUUGGCUUCUUUGACCAAGCAGGGGAAGUACAAUAAGCUCUACAAGUCUUACACAGGACAUUGCCAAAUUCAAGUCGGUUCUAUACAAGACAGAUGCCAAAGGCUGAAUUUGAGUGGAAAUACUAGAAACUAUUUUUUGACUGGAAGCCCUGACCACUACAGAAACUUUCUUGGUAAAGGACAGAGGUGUCUUUUGAACGUCCCAAAAACAGAAGUAUGGAAGAAUACACAUCACCGUUCAGGAUGGUUUUGCUUUCAGUCCUCUCCGUUUCUGGGGGAGAGGAUUACGUCCUUCCAAAUCAGUUCUGCAGGGCAACACCCAAGUCAUUUUUCAGCUUGGAACAUUCAAAUCACCAGGUUUUUUCACACAUCACCAUCAAUUCAGGCUGCACCUGUUCCCCUUUUCUGGAUUAUUGUUAAGCCAGCUCAGAAACUAUUUGCUAUCAUUCUUGGCAGGAGCAUAAGAAAUUGGUGGAAGGCACUUCCUCCUAAUAAACGGGAACUUUUUAAGGAAAGUGCAAGGAGAAAUAAAUGGAAGAUACUCCUGGGUAUCAGUAGCUUAGGAGUUUUAUUUGUCAUGUUUUAUUUUACUCACUUGGAGGAGACACCCAUCACUGGGCGUGCCCGGCUGUUGGUGUUUGGAAAAGAGCAUUUUAGGCAGCUGUCACAGAUGGAGUAUGAUAUGUGGAUGGAGGAAUUCAAAAGUAAAAUGCUGCCUGAGACAGAUGCACGCUAUCAGGUUGUGAAGAGCGUUGUUGGUCAUUUAUCUGAGAGCAAUAAGGACGUCCCACAGGUCUCGGCACUCGACUGGGUUAUCCAUGUGGUAGAUGAACCAGGAGUAAAUGCUUUUGUGCUUCCAAACGGUCAAGUAUUUGUUUUCACUGGAUUGCUAAAUGCAGUUUCUGAUAUCCACCAGCUGUCUUUCAUUCUGGGACAUGAAAUAGCUCAUGCUGUGCUGGAACACGCAGCAGAGAAAGCCAGUCUGGUUCACUUCUUGGAUUUCCUAUCACUCAUCUUUCUCACUAUGAUUUGGGCCAUCUGUCCUCGUGAUAGUUUGGCGGUUGUUGGCCAGUGGAUUCAGAGUAAGUUGCAGGAGUUUAUGUUUGAUAGACCGUACAGCAGAACGUUGGAGGCUGAAGCUGAUAAAGUGGGACUUCAGUUUGCAGCAAAGGCUUGUGUGGAUGUAAGAGCAAGCAGUGUAUUUUGGCAGCAAAUGGAAUUAGCAGAAGCCAUUCAAGGGCAGCCCAAGUUACCAGAGUGGCUCUCCACGCACCCUUCACAUGAGAAUAGAGCUGAGCACUUGGACCGGCUUAUUCCAGAGGCUCUUAAAAUAAGAGAGCGCUGCAAUUGUCCAUCUCUUUCUGGACCCGAUCCUCGCCUUAUUUUCAAACUUAACAUGCAACAUCUCCUGGAAUCGUCUAAAGUUCAAGAAACUCAAAAUUCUACAGAGCAAGCUCUCUCAAAACCAAAACUGGAUUUUCCUCACACUCAAAAAGUGGAAGACAUACCAGUAACUUUUGCAGUUAAACCUACAAACUAAUGACGAUAAUUAUUGCAUUUUAUGAAACUUGUGGUCUCUGAGGGUCUAUCUUUUAGGGCACAUCUGUCUUUGAACCAUAAAGAAGACCUAGCCACCUAUAUUCUGUUUCUUUUACGUGAUCUCUCACUCAAAGCAAUAAGGAGUUGUGCCCACACAAGAUCGUCAUGUUGGAGCAGAAAGUUUCUUAUUCAUCAAGGGUUACUAAAAUAAAUGACUUCUCAGGGGAAAGAUAAUCUCGUACAAUCCAGUCACACAGUGUAAUUUUCAGCUUUAUCAGGCUCACCUUGAUCAGAGGACAGAUGAGCCAGCAGCGUCCCUAAAGCAGAGGAAAAAGUACAAUUUUCAUCACUUAACUUGUCUGGUUUAUCUUGCUGUAAUUUGGGUUAGAUCUGUUCAGCUUCAUUUGAGAAAUAAUGAUGAGAGCUUACCGCCUGUUCCACAUAUAGAAUGUUUAAAAAUAUUAAGCUGAGAUGCAGUAAUAGCCUAUGGGCUAGAUACACCCCCACUUAAUUAGGUGGAUUUACUGCUGGGAUUUUUCUCCUUUCUAAGGCAUUUGAGGGUAUGGAUUAAUUCAACAUUUUUCUUCAAAGCAACCUGAAAGGAUUGCACAAAGUUCAAUUAAAAAAAUAAGUUAAAUUAUUUUCAAGGAAGGCUUUCUUAUAAAAUGUUUUUUAGAAGAACCACAAUUUUUAGCCCUAGAAUGCUUUGCGAGGAUAAGCGUGUUAUCUUUUAAAUUGUGAGGGUGCCUUAUCAGAGGCCAGUAUUACUUUAGAGAUACUUGAUCUGGAUAGAUCAGUCUGGAUAGAAGUGAUUGCUGAUGUGGAAGUAUAUUAGGUAGCAGACAAAUACAACACAAUUUCUUGACUGCACAGCUUUAGCAGUUGUACCUUAUCCAAGAAGGCGACUACUCUGCAGGAAACCACCAUCUAAUGCUGUGCAUAUAAAAAAAAAAAAAAAAAAAAAAAGCACAAAACAAAACUCACAACCAAAAAACACAACCACACAAGAAGAAGAAAACCCUCCAGCCUCUCCUGAAGCCACACCUUUCUUACUGUGGAGACCAAUACGCACAAGAUAGGUAAAGCUCUGCCUUCUGUGAUGGAGUACCUCGUAUAGCCAGCAUGUUAAUUUUUAUUUGCAACUGUCUGAGUUAUCGUUGGUUUGCACCUGAUGAAACUACUGAAUGUUAUCUUACAAAAAGACGUAGAAAGAGGCAGCAGAGAUUGAAAACAAAAAAGGGAAAUCCCUUUCUUUUAUCUGCUGAGAUGUAUCUGCUGUUCUGUUGUUGUUGUUUCUCCUUUUGUAUUGAAACAAAGAUUUGUUUCACGUAUGGUGGGGUUUUAUGUGGAGGGGACAUUCAAAACAUUUUACAGUGUAUUGUAUUUUGAAACAUUCUUUUUUUAUUCAUGGUGGAGGGCAGACUAUCAUAUUUACUCAAUUCAAUCAGAAUGCAAGUUAUUCAAGAAGGAAAAAACAAGCUAUUCAUCGCUGUCUGUGAAUAUAGUUGGAUAAAAAGGUUGUGAAAUGAGUAAUUUCUUUACUGACUUCAGCCAAUGAAUUGGGGGUCCUUGGAGAAAUGCCAGCAACUACCUAACUUACUUCUGUUCAGAGGUAAGUCGAUGUGUCUGUAAUGGUGAAUGUUGAUUCUAGGCCUGAUUAUAUAGGUCUAGAUUGGCAGCAUAUUGCUUACAAGCUGUUUUUAAAUCUUUACCCAGUCCUACUGGCAAGAGGCAGAAGGUCCAGCCUAACCAUUAUUCAUCCAUCCAUUUUUAUUCUUAGUGACAGGAGUUUUUGUAACAGACAUUCAGUGAUGUGUUAAAGCACUUGGACAUUGUCACCUGAAGGUAAACAGAAAAAUACACCAUUUAGAUUUCCCUGUGGACCUUAUAGUUUAUCCAGCAACACCACGACCCCAGUGCUGCUGCCUCUUUCUCGCUCCAGUGUCAAAGCUUGUUUUGUUACCCAGGGCUCCUGCAUGACAUGCGACUUGAUGUUUGUGUCUGUUAGGACUAAGGAGAACAGAGAAGAGUUUUUAUAGCAUUCAGGAUGAAGUGUAAAAAUACACAAGUUUCUUAUUUCUACUGCCUGUUCUAAGUGGAUUAAGUAUUGCACUGGAAUGUCAGAGAUGCAAUUGUAAAGCUCACCAAGGGAGUUUUUUUUUUUUUUUAAUUUGUAUGUAAAUAGUCUUGUAGCCAUGGUGGUGGUGAUGAGAAAGACAAGGUUUUGAUGAAGAGGUAUUGGCUUAUAUUAGACCAACAAAGGGCUUUUUUUUGUGCUUUUUCCUACAAUACCGAUGUAAUAAAAGUUAUCUUCUGACACAGGUGCGCAUGCAAACACGCACGUACACACACAACACAGAGUUAGCCCUCUGCGUUAAAGCACUAGGGUUUUACUGUUCAAAAUGGGAUGCUGAAAAUUUCAGUUUUUACUUUACGUCUUAAAUUAUUGCUAACAUUUUUCUCAAGUGCUUUAGGAGGGGUUUCUUCUUUCUUCUUCUCUUGACUGCCCAACACAAGAAUGCCUUGUGCUCAUCUGCAUCGCAGUAGGUACUUUUUUCUUAAACUCUUAUUAAAUACUAUACAUUGUGUCUGUGUAUAUUAGAUAUUUUCUUUUUUCUUGCUUGAACAGAUACAAAUUAACAAAUAUAAAUGGUGCUUUCCACUGGUUCGAGAAGCCAUAGUGAAAAUUGCACUUUUAAAAUUGGAGAGCAUGUAAUGAUUUUAAAUUACUACGAAAGUAAUUUAAAAAUAUAUAGCUUAGUAAAAUAACGGUGAUUGCAAGCAUUGGAUGAUCUGUAGAAGCUUUGCAUCGCAGUUGGGUGACUUAGUAUGCUACAGGAGAAAUAGAUCUAGAAGGAAUUCAGUACUUGAAAGAUGCCUACCAUACAAGAGGGAGGUUAGUGGCUAAAGUGACAAAAGGUUAGAUGGAUCAGUAAAAAUGCAUCUGCAUUUCUACUGCCAGUACUGCAUGCUGUACUUCACUAGCUUCCCAUAGAAAGAUUAAGUAUAUAGCACAAAUUGUACUAAAGAUCUUAAUGCAUUUACUGUUGUGGGAGUGUUGAGAGAGAUGACAAGCAGGGGAAUGUGCAUACAAGGCAGUCCUGGACUGGCUCCAUAUAACUUUAGGGUUGUCAUAUUUGCCUUUUUUUUAAUUAUUAUUCGGAAUACACAAGUGCCAGGAAAGAAAAGUAAACAGCUGUUAGAUGCUCUUUGUUCUCGAAUUCUGUUUGUAGUCAUUGAAAGAGGACAAUCUUGCAAGUUUUACACUUCUAUCAUAUAUCAUGCAGGCUGCCACAGUUUAUUUUCAGCGUGUUGGUGGUAUCUCAGUACUUCUGGUUGAGGAAGUAUUUCCCAUGUAACAGUCUGUUGUAUGAAAGUGGGCUAUAAUUCUUCCUUCCCCCCAUCUUUUUCUCGUGCUGCCUGUGCCUCUGCUAGAAGCAGCAUGGGCUGCUGCGAUCAGAACCAGGAUAAGCAGAGGGGACUCUUAGGUCAAAUAAAAGAGAAGGAGCUGAAUGUUCUGCCCGCAAACUGCCCCAGCUUUAUUGCUGGGGGUGGCAAUCGUCAGAAAAGAGAACUGACGGAGUGUCUCUGGUGUCCCUCACUGCUGCCUCCUUGUUUUGCAGGCACCCACUAACUACGUUACUUGACCUCACGGAGCCCAAGGCCCCAUGCCACAUACAGGCCAAGCAUAAUAUUGCUGGCUACCUCGUUCUGGCUGUGUGAGUAAAGGCUGCUCUUCUUGGUACAGGUUCUUACCCUGAUUUAUGAAUGGAUGCAGAGAAUUGUUAUCUCCAGCACAUAAAUUCAUUAUAACUAUUAAACUAGGCUGAAAUUGAACCUGUUGACCUGGAAGUGAAUGGCUCCAUAACAUUUCAUUAAUCCUUUGAGAUGUUUAAUUCCUGCUAAUUUGAUAUUUCAGAUAUGAUCUUCUCUACAGAUAUAAUGGGUUAAUUAGUAUACAUUACAUGAUGUCUCUUCACAGUACAGCGUGUACAGUAUUUAUUCACUAGAAAAGUAAUUCAGUAGAGCUCAAUUAUAAUACAUUGAGUAGAGCGUAACUGUUGAACAGGAUAUGUGCAAUAUUCAUUAAAUUUUAAACAUAAACAUUUUUCAAGCAGCCUUCUAUUAUUUGUUGAUACCUAUCACCUUCUGAAAAUGAUGUUUCUAAAUCUUUUGUUACAGCUUUCUAAAAUAUUUCAAUUUAAAAUGUGAUUCUGAAAGUACUGGAUUAAUUAGCAAAUCAUAACCGAUGUUUGGUGAGACAACAGUUGAAAGAAACCUUAAAUGUACUUAGUCACCUCUAUAAUGUCCUUAGUGCAGUCUUUCUUCUUGUUGGAGACCAGCAAAAUGUAUGUGAAAAUACACAUUUGAAAAAAAAAAAAAGUUGUUUUUUUAUGGUUGUCUUCUAUACUUUCAUUUGCUAAAAACACUACCGGCUGACAGCACCCCAAGCCCACGCUAAACAUGUUUAUUUUGUGGAGUUCAGCUUGCAGAUCUUCAGCUGAAGACACCUGUUUCAGAGCAAACCACCCCACACAGUUUGGAAUAGCAGUUCCAGUUGGAACUGUAGGGAGCGGAUAAAGAUCAUAAUAAUUAUAAUAAUGAUUUGGAAUCUGCAGCAUUUUGCUGCUGCUUUCCUGUGGAAAGGUAGGGGAGGCACAGAUACUAAGAGCCUCUGAUUUAACUAAUGGAAGUGGGGAAAAAAGAAAUUGGCUCAUGACAUGUGCUUUAUGAUCAGACUUACAUACUUUUUCCUUCAGCUUUGAAUGGCUUGUAGAUGUUCAUGGAAAUAUGUGUGCGUGAUAAGUGUGUUGGAACAUGCUGCAGCCUUUUGGUCGUUCUGUCUUUUGUUUCUAAUGGAAGGUACAAAGACCAUUUUU
This is a messenger RNA of Cygnus atratus (black swan), 6737 nucleotides long. RefSeq names its product OMA1 zinc metallopeptidase (gene OMA1). Lineage: Eukaryota; Metazoa; Chordata; Aves; Anseriformes; Anatidae. The record is from RefSeq and is a predicted model, not a curated record. The transcript has 9 exons. Gene Ontology annotation, cellular component: mitochondrial inner membrane. Bases 266 to 1858 code for a protein of 530 amino acids. Gene Ontology annotation, molecular function: metalloendopeptidase activity. Gene Ontology annotation, biological process: mitochondrial protein processing; protein quality control for misfolded or incompletely synthesized proteins.